Cicer arietinum (chickpea) is the source of this 1208-nucleotide messenger RNA. RefSeq names its product NDR1/HIN1-like protein 13. Gene Ontology annotation, biological process: defense response to other organism. The record is from RefSeq and is a predicted model, not a curated record. NCBI's taxonomy places the organism in Eukaryota, Viridiplantae, Streptophyta, Magnoliopsida, Fabales, Fabaceae. Gene Ontology annotation, cellular component: plasma membrane.
UUCAUUUUUCUCUCUAAUUUAAUUAUUUGUUAUUUAUUUAUAUUAAAAGUAGCCUUCUACGAACAAGCCUUUUAUAUGCCCUAUAUAAAUACAAAUUGCUCACUCUUCUCUAUUCUCCUUCUCAAUUCAUCUUCAUAGCUAGAGUAAUAAUCUCUCUUAUGCAGUAAAGGGUGGUCUCAAUUUUAUUUAAAUUAUAGUUUCUUGACUCGCCACUCACUGACUCAUCCAAUGACUGACCGAGUUCACCCGCACAACUCGCCACCACCAGUUUCCGAACAGUCGAAAACGAAAUCAUUUCAAGAUGCUGCCGUCGACGUCGCUCCCCAUCCACUUCCAACUCCGCCGUCGGAUAAGCCCGUUCCACCGCUGGGAACGUACACUAUCAAGAUUCCCAGGGAUCAAAUCUACCGCGUUCCUCCCCCGGGGAACGCUCGCCUUUAUGAAGAAUACACUCGCCGGAAAAAUCACCGCAACCGCUGUUGCUGCUGCUGGUUCAUCGGAUUAAUCUUCGUCCUUCUCGUGCUCCUCGGUAUCACCGCCGGCGUUCUCUACCUUGUUUUCCGUCCGGAGGCGCCAAAAUACUCCAUCCAACAAAUCAACAUCAGAGGAAUAAACCUAACUUCGCCGUCGUCCACGGCGGCGAGCUCGCCGGUAUUUGACGUCACUGUAAAAGCUGAUAAUCCUAACAACAAGAUCGGAAUCAGUUACGAGAAAGAAAGUUCCGCUGAAAUCUUCUAUAACAACGUGAUACUAUGUAACGGCGUUAUGCCGACGUUUUAUCAGCCGUCAAAUAAUGUGACUGUGUUUAAGACGGUGUUGGAAGGAAGCGGAAUUAAGCUGAAUAACGAAAAUCGAAGAGCGUUGUUGAAGGCGCAAACUAAACGGAAAGUGCCGUUAAUCGUAAAGCUGAGAGCGCCUGUGAAAAUAAAAGUGGGGUCUGUUAAAACGUGGAAGAUUACCGUUAAAAUUGACUGUGAUUUGACGGUGGAUCAGUUGACGGCGAAGGCUAAGAUUGGUUAUAGACAUUGUAAUUUUAGAGUGGAUCUUUGGUAAUUAAAAUAUGAAAUCCGUUUGAGAUUUCAUAUUUUUCUUAGAUUAUUACAUAUAUAGGAUUAUUACAUUGAUUUUAUUAAAUUUAAAAAAAAAUACCAUUUUUUUUAAUAGAACAAAAUAAUACCGUACUAAGAAUAUCAAUAUAUAUGCUGAGA